This is a messenger RNA of Pyricularia grisea, 1602 nucleotides long. RefSeq lists its product as uncharacterized. The transcript has 2 exons. The coding region runs from base 294 to 1313 and encodes 339 amino acids. Lineage: Eukaryota; Fungi; Ascomycota; Sordariomycetes; Magnaporthales; Pyriculariaceae. The record is from RefSeq and is a predicted model, not a curated record.
ACCUGAAUCACUGCAAUUCUUCCUGUCAGCAACACGCCCGUGCAUUUUGUUCUGUUUUGUUCACUUCUACUUUAUUCUCUCAAUUGCCUUGUUUCUACCACAACUACACCAAUUGAAUGACUUCCUACCUACUCAACUAUCGCGUGCAGAAGUGCUGUUACAAUACCAAAAUCUUGCCUAGCGACUUUUUGUAAUUUUACCGUCAGCCGAUUGAAGCCGCAAGCGGCGUUGUCUCGUACCAAGCCUUUCUCUACUCUGGUCGGUCGUGUGGCUCUUGACAGCCGACAGAAACCAUGGCUGCCUCCGGCAGCAUGGUCGACCCGACCAAACCAGAAAAGUUUCGCGUUGUAAUUGGCGACGAGCUUUUAGGGAAGAGUACUAAAGAGGUCUUUACGGGCGUUCGAUACAACCACAGGCCAGCAGAGGAAGCACCUGGGAGCGCACGAAUAACCCCGUCGAAGCCCGGCAGUGGCACGUUUGACCUGGCGUUUCGCGAGCCCGAUGGCACCAAAUACAGCUACAAUGGAACCCGCGCCAUGAACGACAGCCAGUACGUGCUGGUCUUUGACCCCAACAAACGCACUUUUGUUCUACACAAGCUCGAUUCGCUCUUCAAUAUGAACCUCGUCGGCACGCCCGACAACGACGACCCAGCAUCACUAAAGAAGCAACAUCCGUUCCUAUCGGGCCAUGGAGUUCCUCGGCAUCUGGAGCAAAAAGCGGCAGCAAUCGCGGGCACCGGCAAGGCUGCAGGCAAGGCUAAGCCGAACACUGCUUUAAGACAACCCAAGAAGCAGGCUCCAAAGAAGAAGGAGGUCGCCAAGAAGCCCCCUCAGAAGCCCGCAGCGCCGCAAGAGACUAUGGUCCUACCCCAAGCACCGUCGGCUCCGUCUCCUGCUUCGCCGCCACCACAAAAACAGAAAAAGAAGGAAGUCAAUUCGGACGAUGAGGACGACGAGGAUUCUGAUGACGGCCUCGAGAUCGUUUACACCGACUCGCAGGAGGCCAAACCUCGGGUGAACAAAGGCGCUGCCUUUUCGCCGCCAUUCUCUCAACCAACACGGCGCUUCUCGGAAUUCAUCAAGGACCAUAACGAUGAGGAUGACGAGGACGCUGAUGCGGAUGGUGAGCCGGAGUCCGACCACGAUCUCGCCGAGGCCAUGGAGGAGGACGAGCCAGAGGAUGAGAACGCCAACUAUAACGAUUACGACAAGCCCGACCAGGAUGAUUUCGGCGACCUGGAGGAAGAUCUUGAGGCAGCCCUGGAACAGGAGUUGGCCGCGGAGGAGAGCGACGUCAGUGAGGAGGAUUAAAAUGUUGAUGUCAGGCCCUUUGAUUUAAUAAGCGUACGUUUGGCGAUCUAUCAAGCCACCACCAUCUUAGACAAAACGGAAUCGAUAAAACGGGACAUUCACGGAAAGGCGCAAGGGGUUUAUUUUGAGGGGCAUUUGGUAUGGGAUUGAAUUUGCUUCUUGUUUUCUUUUCUUCUUUUUUUCUUUUCUCUUGUUUCCAAAAGCGAUUUUGGAUAUAUCUUUAACAGAUUGAAGUCUGAACGCGUGCAUGGAUGGAUUGGCCCUUGAGUACCUAUUGGAGGCAUUGAAU